This is a messenger RNA of Penicillium brevicompactum, 1551 nucleotides long. It is a transcript of the gene adaB, whose product is annotated as chromatin-binding transcription regulator ADA2. Gene Ontology annotation, biological process: chromatin remodeling; regulation of transcription by RNA polymerase II. The coding region runs from base 1 to 1551 and encodes 516 amino acids. Lineage: Eukaryota; Fungi; Ascomycota; Eurotiomycetes; Eurotiales; Aspergillaceae. Gene Ontology annotation, molecular function: transcription coactivator activity; chromatin binding; zinc ion binding. Gene Ontology annotation, cellular component: SAGA-type complex; nucleus. The record is from RefSeq and is a predicted model, not a curated record. The transcript is spliced from 3 exons.
AUGGGUGUGAUACGCAAGAAGACCGCCUCGCGCGGCACGGAGGCAGGCACGAAGUUUCACUGCGACGUGUGCUCGAUUGAUGUCACAUCAACAGUUCGCAUCUCAUGUGCCCAUCCCGCCUGCCCCGAAUACGAUCUCUGUGUCCCCUGUUUCUCGUCCGGUGUGAGCUCGAAAAACCACGAUCCAUCAACGCAUCCCUUCCAAGUGAUUGAGCAGAACUCUGUUCCCAUCUUCCAAGAUGAAUGGGGCGCCGACGAGGAACUGCUGUUGCUGGAAGGUGCUGAGAUCUACGGACUGGGAUCAUGGGCGGACAUCGCAGAUCAUAUCGGUGGUUAUCGCGACAAGGAUGAAGUGCGCGAUCACUACUACGCUACCUAUAUCGAGAGCGGGCACUUCCCGCUCGCAGACCACGCAGACCCGGCCGACCGAAGUCUCCAGGAUUCCAUCACCAAAGAGGAAUUUCAAACGCGUAAGAAGCGGCGUAUCGAGGACCGCAAGGAUGCAGCCAAGGCAGCACCUCCGACUACACCGAAACAGAAACCGACCGCUAGUGUACCGGCUUGUCACGAAGUGCAAGGCUACAUGCCUGGGCGAUUGGAGUUUGAGACCGAAUUCCUGAAUGAUGCCGAAGAAGCUGUGCAGCACAUGACAUUCGAGCCGGGCGCUGGGCUAAACGAGAAUGGCGAGCCAGAUGCAGAGACAGAGCUCAAGAUGACUGUGGUCGACAUUUACAACUCCCGCCUCACGGCACGCACGGAGCGCAAGAAGAUCCUAUUCGAGCACAACCUCCUUGAGUACCGAAAAAACACUGGCUUGGACAAGAAGCGCUCAAAGGAAGAGCGAGAUUUGCUGAAUAAGGCCAAACCCUUGGCGCGUAUGAUGAACAACAAGGACUUUGAGGACGUUAACAAGGGAUUGGAAUAUGAGCAUAAUCUCCGCCUAGCGAUUGCUCAACUUCAAGAAUGGCGCUCAAUGGGCAUCGGAGACCUGAAGGCGGGCGAGAAGUUCGAACAGGACAAACAACAGCGCGUUCAACGAUUACUUCCUCAAGGCUCCUUCGAUCGAUUUGCUAGCAAUCGUCCCAAGCAGACUCAAUUGACAGAGACACCGGCGGCGGCGAUUCAAUUGACCACGCCAGAUCUUCCGCUGCGACUCCAGAAAGCUGCCAAUCCACACGCGCCGCUGGAUGCCGACGAGCCACUUAAUGAUUUCGAUCGCGCAUUCGCUGUUGAUGGAGAUGCCCCUCCCCCACAGCCCACAAAGACCAAAUAUGCGGUUCCCCCACUCAGCGGAAUGCCGCCAUGGAAAUUGAAUAAUGACACCGCUGCCGAUUUGCAUCUCUUGACUAAAGAAGAGGUGGAAGUUUGCAACGUGCUCCGCAUUAUGCCAAAACCAUAUAUGGUCGUCAAAGAGACACUCUUGAAGGAAGCAAUGAAACAGGGCGGAAGUCUAAAGAAGAAAGAUGCCCGUACAAUCUGCAAGAUCGAGGGAACCAAAAUCAGUCGCAUCUACGAUUUCAUGGUCCACAGCGGCUGGAUCAACAAAGCGUAG